AGAACAAGGGUUAAAACGAGAAAGUUAGGAGGAGAAUUAAUUUGUCGUGGAUUUCCAAGACUGCACUGCAUUACCAAACAAAAGUAAACGAUACAAGCAAACUACUACUCUACGCCCUCAAAAACAACAACUACAACCACAACGAGAGCCAAGGAAACACCAACCAAAAGUUGUACAGAGAGAGAGAGAGAGUGAGUGAGCCUCAGAGCUCUGUGUUUCCUUUUAAUAUUACCCUUUUGAAUCUUUUGUCGAAACUCAGUGAUGAACAACUGAGAAAAAAAAAAAAACUAGAAGAAGAAGAAAAAGUAGAAGAGAUGGGUAUUUUACACGAGGAUGUGGUGAUGAUCAGGAGAUCAGAGAAAGAAGGAGAACCAACUGAGAUUACCAUAAACUGCCCUGAUAAAACUGGUCUGGGCUGUGAUUUGUGUCGUAUCAUUCUUUUCUUUGGUCUUAGCAUUGUCAAAGGAGAUGUGUCCACGGAUGGGAAAUGGUGCUACAUCGUGUUCUGGGUGAUCGGGGAUUCAGAGACAAGAUGGAGCUUGUUGAAGAGGAGAUUAGUGGAGGCUUGUCCUUCUUGUUCUUCAGCUUCUGGGAUUUCCUUUUACUGCUCAGGAUUACUGCCAACUAAGCCUCCUGAAGUGUUUCUUCUCACGUUAUGUUGUCAUGAUCGAAAAGGGCUUUUACAUGAUGUGACAAGGGUUCUUAGUGACCUUGAGCUGACUAUAGAGAAAGUGAAGGUAUCGACAACCCCAGAUGGAAGAGUGGUUGAUAUGUUUUUCAUCACAGACACCAGGGAGCAUCUACAGACCAGUGAAAGGAAGAAUGAGACUCGCAAAUACUUAGAAACUGUUCUGGGGGAUGCAAUGAUAGACUGUGAAAUAGAAAAGGCCGGUUCUGAAAUUACUGCGAGUUCACAAGCACCUUCGUUUCUCCCCUCUGAAGUCACAGAAGAUUCAUUUUUACUCGAAAUGCCCACUCAACUACCAAGCGGAUCACUUAUGUCCAAUAGUGUUUCUAUUGCAUUUGAUAACUCCUUGAGCCCAGCUCACACACUAGUUCAAAUUAUAUGCCAAUAUCACAAGGGUCUCGUCUAUGACAUAAUGAGGACUCUUAAGGAUUAUAACAUUCAGAUUUCCUAUGGACGAUUUACUAUAAAGCAAAAGAGGCAUUGCGAGAUUGACCUGUUUAUUGUGCAAGCUGAUGGAAAGAAGAUAGUUGACACAAGUAAGCAGAAAUCAUUGACAUCUCGAUUGGAACUAGAACUUCGUCGCCCUCUCAAAGUAGCUAUUGUUAGCCGGGGUCCUGAUUCCGAGCUGCUGGUUACAAACCCUGUGGAGUUAUCUGGCAAGGGCCGGCCUCUUGUUUUUUUCGACAUUACUCGUGCUCUUAAAAUGCUUAACACAGGCAUCUUUUCAGCAGAAAUUCGGAGACAUAUAAUUGGAGGUCGGGAAUGGGAGGUUUACAGAGUCUUGCUUGAUGAAGGAGACAUCUCCAUUGUUCCAAGAAGUAAGAUCCAGGAAGGUGUAUGGAAGAUGUUGAUGGGCUGGGAAUGAUACCAAUUGCAGAUAUGAACUCUUGUACAGCAUAGUUAUCCCUGCUACCUUAGUGCUUAAAUUUUAGAUGUAAAUUAUUAAUACAUACACAUAUAAAUGUUAUGUGUCAUUAAAUGGUAGUAUAAACUGAGAAAAAACAAGAAGAAGAAGAUAGAAAAGGUAGAGUGAGUUCUCAUGUAAUUGGAUGCUAAAUAUAUAUUGUAAAGCGGUUAAUAUUUUCACUAUUUAA
Cannabis sativa is the source of this 1782-nucleotide messenger RNA. RefSeq names its product ACT domain-containing protein ACR10. Bases 315 to 1553 code for a protein of 412 amino acids. The record is from RefSeq and is a predicted model, not a curated record. NCBI's taxonomy places the organism in Eukaryota, Viridiplantae, Streptophyta, Magnoliopsida, Rosales, Cannabaceae. The transcript has 6 exons.